Rhagoletis pomonella (apple maggot) is the source of this 2368-nucleotide messenger RNA. It is a transcript of the gene Pkcdelta, whose product is annotated as putative protein kinase C delta type homolog. NCBI's taxonomy places the organism in Eukaryota, Metazoa, Arthropoda, Insecta, Diptera, Tephritidae. Gene Ontology annotation, molecular function: diacylglycerol-dependent serine/threonine kinase activity; ATP binding. The record is from RefSeq and is a predicted model, not a curated record. Bases 299 to 2368 code for a protein of 689 amino acids. The transcript has 14 exons. Gene Ontology annotation, biological process: peptidyl-serine phosphorylation; intracellular signal transduction.
GUAAUUUUGCGGGAACAGAUGAAUGCAAUUCAGAUACAUACCUACAUGCAUACAGCCGUAUGCACAUAUGUACAUACGUAUAUGUGUAUAAACACAUAGAGGUAUGCAUACAUGAUCUUCUUGAAAAUUUAUUUGUCAUCAAUCUGAGUAUUGCGCGUUAAUGAGGAAGCAAAUGCAAACAAAGCUAUGUUAAAGCUAAGCUACUACAAUUCCAUGCGAAAUCUCUCUAAAGGUGACAAUUGUCAACAAAAUAAACUUACAAACUGUAGCAGACUACAACAACAACAACGGCACAAAGAUGAUGUUCACACGCGCCCAAGUGCGCAAACCAAAAUCAAAUGGUCACAGCAGCAGUCAGAGGCCGCAAGUGCGCACUUCCCAUAGACCUCACCUUAUGCAACAACAAUCACUAUAUGGAUGCGAUCCACUGUACAGACAUUCACCCCCUGGAGGAAAUAGUCGCAUUCGGGAUCGCGAUAGAGACAGGGAUCGGGACAGAGAUAGGGAUACGGACCGUGACCGAGACCGACACAAUGAACGCGACCGGGACUACAGUGGCGCUUACUACACCGAUCGCAGCAACUUCGGUGGUCACAAGCCCCAUUCGUACGAACUGCCUCGACAACACUCCAAAGACAAAGCCUACGCCCAGCUGUACGAUGACGAGAGCGAGCGGAGCACCAGCAGCAGUGGCGUCGAUUAUAUAGACCGGCGCACCCGACCGCGCAGCAUUACAAACCGACGCGGCGCCAUCAAACAGCUGAAAACACACGACUACAAUGGGCAUCGGUUUGUGGCCAAAUUCUUCCGACAGCCCACAUUUUGCGCAUUCUGCAACCUGUUCGUCUGGGGAUUCGGCAAGAAGGGGUACCAGUGCAUUACUUGUCAGACGGCGGUGCACAAGAAAUGCCACGAGAAGUUGCUGAGCAAAUGUUCGGGUUCCGUCUUCAACUCGGCCAGCACAAUCCUGCUGCACGAGCGUUUCAAGAUCGACAUGCCACACCGCUUCAAGCCGUACACUUUCAUGUCGCCGACUUUCUGUGACCAUUGCGGUUCUCUGAUGGCUGGCUUCUUCAUUCAGGGGUUGAAAUGCGAAGAGUGCGACGUAAACUGCCAUAAGAAAUGCGAGCAUUUAAUGGCCAAUUUAUGCGGCGUCAACCAAAAGCUGAUCGUCGAAGCUUUAGCUUGCGUCAAGCGAGGCGCACGCGAGGCCCGAGAAUCACCAAGUACACCGCCCAGUUCGAAUCCCGUUUACAAGAUCGAGGCCAACGACGAACAUGAUGAAACAUCGUAUACGUAUUCGCAAUUUCAAAAGUCGGGGCGCUUUACGGCGCCAGCUACCGUUAUUCCACGUUUCAAAAACUACUCAGUGGACGAUUUCCAUUUCCUUGCGGUGUUGGGCAAAGGCAGUUUUGGCAAGGUGCUGCUGGCUGAGCUACGCGACACCACCUACUACUACGCAGUCAAGUGUCUGAAGAAAGAUGUCGUUCUCGAGGAUGACGAUGUCGAUUCAACCUUAAUUGAACGCAAAGUGUUGGCAUUGGGCACCAAACAUCCGUAUCUGUGUCACCUGUUUUGCACAUUUCAAACAGAGAGCCAUUUGUUCUUCGUUAUGGAAUACCUCAACGGUGGGGAUUUAAUGUUCCACAUACAGGAGAGUGGACGUUUCCCGGAAGAACGCGCUCGAUUCUACGGUGCCGAAAUAAUAUCCGGUCUGAAGUUCCUACACAAGAAAGGCAUCAUAUACAGAGAUCUUAAGCUGGAUAAUGUGCUGCUGGAUUACGAAGGGCAUGUCCGAAUUGCCGAUUUCGGUAUGUGCAAAUUGCAGAUCUACCUCGACAAAACAGCGGACAGCUUUUGCGGAACACCAGACUACAUGGCGCCUGAAAUCAUAAAGGGCGAGAAAUACAAUCAAAAUGUCGAUUGGUGGUCAUUUGGUGUUUUGCUCUAUGAAAUGUUGAUUGGUCAAUCGCCGUUCAGCGGCUGCGAUGAAGAUGAACUAUUUUGGUCGAUCUGCAAUGAGAUUCCAUGGUUCCCCGUUUACAUAUCCGCAGAGGCCACCGGCAUUUUGAGAGGGCUACUCGAAAAAGAUUACACUAGGCGCAUUGGAUCUCAGUACAGCCCUGCUGGCGACAUCAGCGAGCACAUAUUCUUCAGACCCAUAGACUGGGAUUUGUUGGAGAAGCGGCAGUUACCGCCGCCCUUCAAGCCACUUGUGAAACAUCCAUUGGAUACGCAAUAUUUCGACCGCGUUUUCACCAAAGAACGCGUGCGACUGACGCCCAUCGAAAAGGAAAUUCUGCAGUCCAUGGACCAGAAACCAUUCAUGGGAUUCACAUAUACAAACCCACACAUCACCUUAGAUUAA